AAUCAACUUCACCCUUGACACACCCAUUAAAACCCGUCACUGUUGGCUGUGAUGUCACUUCAGUUUGCAUCCAUGCUUGUCUUAUCUCCCGUCUCAGUCACCGCCCUAGGCGUUGGUCGCCAUGCACUCUCAUCAAGUGACCCGUCUUUCUUCUUUUCUCCUUUCCUACAUCCUCAUGACUUUCAUUAAGUAAAAAUGCACCAACAUCGCGAAAAUGGGCACGAAACUCAUGCCAAUGAAAGGACAGCCCUCUUCUCACCACAGUCCGAGGCACCAAGCAGUGUGCCCAGAUCAAUUGCGAACGUGAAUGCGCACCGCACUCGCUGCUCAUGGCCAUGGAUAUACGUCGUGCUCCUCUGCAUAGUCCUCGCCGUUGUUUCAGACGUUGGCGAAUCUCUCUACGCCGCGCCAAGAGUGCGGCUCUUUGAGUCCGUCGCCUGUACCCGCUACUAUCUGCGGCACGAUCCGUCGUUAGUGGAUCGUGCCGGGUCUGUCCCUGAGCGCCUCUGUAAGAUCGACCCGGUGCAGGACAAGGUUGCCUCGGUCGUGGGCUGGCAGUACUUUUUCGAUGCCAUUCCCGCGAUCCUGCUUCCAAUCCCUUAUGGUUAUGUGGCCGACUUGCGUGGGCGUAAAUGGAUUCUGGUAUUAGCAUUGGUUGGGUAUACCUUGUCCUGGGCGUCGACACUGUUUUUUGUCGGGGUACUGCAUUUACCUUUGAACGCAGUCUGGCUAUCAUCACUCUUCUUCAUCAUCGGCGGUGGCCCAACGACGGGCACAACCUUGCUCACUACGGUUGUUGCUGAUGUUGUGCCGGCAGAGGUCAGGAGUACCGUCUUCUUUUAUCGCUUCUGUACCGACCUUGUCGCAGAUCUUAUUGUCCCUCCAAUCACCUCGAUCUUGAUGCACAAGAACACAUGGAUCCCUCUCCUACUGGCAGUGGCCUUUCAAGGGCUUAGUGUCAUUGUAGCACUUGGCUUGCCGGAAACACUGCCAGUGGUUGACCCUAAGAGGUUCGGUGAGGACGCCGAUGGCAUCUCUUCAGAAUCCACAAGCAGUGAGCAAGCAGAGAUACCGUCCAAGAGUGACGGCAGGUGGGGAAGCUGGCUUACUCGGAACAAAGGCUCGUUCGACUUCGUCAUAAAAGACAGAGCCCUGUCCGCCCUUGUCUUCACUUUUCUCAUCUCCAAGGUCGGGCGCCAAGCUGCCAAUAUGCUCUUCCAAUAUGUGUCGAAGCGAUAUGGAUGGACUUUAGCACAGGCAGGAUUUCUCAUAUCACUACGGGCCGGAGUAAACAUUGCGCUAUUUACAGUCAUACUGCCUUUCAUUGCAACAUACGCACUCGUAAGUUGGAGUGCAAAGUCUCGCGACUUAUCGAUCGGCAAAGCAAGCAUCAUCCUCUUGAUUCUGGGGAGUUUUAUCAUAUUCUCGUCACAGACAGCUGUAGGCAUGAUGAUUGGGCUCGUCAUAUCCACCUUGGGCUCCGGCUUCGCGCCAACCAUGCGCAGUCUGGCAACCAGCCUUGUCGAGUCUCGACACCCUAACGCGACAAGCGACAUCGGGCGGCUCUAUGCGCUCAUCUCGGUCGCAGAAGGAAUAGGAAGCUUGGUAGCAGGUCCCGGGAUGGCUUUGGCCUUCCACGUGGGCAUGAGCUGGGGCCAAGUCUGGCUUGGGCUGCCCUUUGGGUUUGCUGCUGUUCUUUUCGCCUUGGUCUCGACCAUUGUGUUCAGUGUGAAGAUUUAGAUGAUGGGAUCUAAAUACGACUUGACUGGAAUAGGUGUAUGGCAAUUUUCGCAUUUUGAACUUCAAAACUAUACAGACGGCUGCUUUUAUCACCACGUUCACGAUAUACACCGCCCCCAAAACAAUACUUUCUGCAGUCUAGUCGACUGCAGUACAAGUUUUAUUCGAUUACCACAAGUGGAAUAUAUACGCUAUGCAUGCUUAUAGGUCAGGGUCCGAACCGAAGAAUGAGCGCAACAAUUCAUUAAGUUGCUCGUCUUGGAUGAGGAACGCAUCAUGCCCACCAUCGCUCUGAAGCGUUGCGAAAGUUGCAUUCUUCAGGCCCUGGGACAGAA
Messenger RNA from Fusarium odoratissimum NRRL 54006, 2075 nucleotides. RefSeq lists its product as uncharacterized. Gene Ontology annotation, molecular function: transmembrane transporter activity. The transcript has 4 exons. Gene Ontology annotation, cellular component: membrane. Bases 196 to 1740 code for a protein of 514 amino acids. The record is from RefSeq and is a predicted model, not a curated record. Gene Ontology annotation, biological process: transmembrane transport. NCBI's taxonomy places the organism in Eukaryota, Fungi, Ascomycota, Sordariomycetes, Hypocreales, Nectriaceae.